AUGGCGAAGUUGGCCCACUGCAUGCAGAAGACCCACAGAGGAGUCAGCAUAUGCAAUGGACUACACUUGGUUACAGACCAUAUUUCUUCUGACUCUGUUUCGUCUUCUACCAGCAGCUUCUGGAGCUUGAGCUCUACCCUUUGCAACAAGGAAAAUGUACAUAUGUUAAAUAAGGGCAUACAAGCAGGUAUCUUGGAGAUUGUGAAUGGUGUCAGAAAACACACUCGAGAUGUUGGAAUGACUUUCCCAACUCCAAGUUCUAGCGAGGCUACAGUAGAAGAGGACAGUGAUGUGACUUCUUGGUCAGAAGAAAAGAUAGAAGAGAAAAGGCUCCUUACCAGUUAUCCUGGGGAGAGAAAGUUAAGGAAGAAUAAGCAGAGCUGCUGGGAAGGAGUUUCAUGGUUUGUUCCUGUGGAAAAUGUGAAGUCUGGUCCUAAGAAGGAAAACCUGCCCAAGUUUCAUGGCCCUUGUGUCUCCUGGUUUGUACCAGUAACCAACACCACACCUUGGAGGGAGCCACUACAGGAAAAGAACUGGCAAGGACAGCACAUGGACAGCCACAGUUCACUAGCAGGCCCAGGCAGAGAUCCACUGAAGCCAUUUGUGAGAGCAACCCUACAGGAAUCACUGCAACUUCACAGACCUGACUUCAUCUCCCACUCUGGGGAACGGAUAAAGCGCCUGAAGUUAAUAGUCCAGGAGCGGAAGCUGCAGAACAUGUUACAGAGUGAACGGGAGGCACUGUUCAACACUGUGCAAGAAUGGCAGGGCCACCGGGAUGCCAUGCACCUGCUCCCUAAGAGAGACUUCCUGGCUGCCCAAAAGAAAAGGCCUGUUGGAAAGAAGGAAAUGAUUCAGCGGUCUAAAUGGAUUUAUGAACAGCUUCCAGAAGUACAGAACAAGAGAGAAGAGGAAAAGUGGAGAUUGGAAUAUAAGCCAUACUGGCUGCAAGCCCAGCUAUAUAAAAAGGUCAGUCAGUCCUAGAGCAGGAUUGAUGAGAUUUAUCAGGGGAAAGAGAAAUUGAGAAAAACACAUCUGACCUGUUUGAAUUAACCACAU
This is a messenger RNA of Lagenorhynchus albirostris (white-beaked dolphin), 1059 nucleotides long. Its product is annotated as centrosome-associated protein ALMS1-like. Lineage: Eukaryota; Metazoa; Chordata; Mammalia; Artiodactyla; Delphinidae. Gene Ontology annotation, cellular component: centrosome; centriole; cytosol. Gene Ontology annotation, biological process: regulation of centriole replication. The coding region runs from base 1 to 984 and encodes 327 amino acids. The record is from RefSeq and is a predicted model, not a curated record. The transcript has 7 exons.